Anolis carolinensis (green anole) is the source of this 7489-nucleotide messenger RNA. Its product is annotated as disintegrin and metalloproteinase domain-containing protein 20-like. The transcript has a single exon. Gene Ontology annotation, cellular component: external side of plasma membrane; plasma membrane; sperm head plasma membrane. The record is from RefSeq and is a predicted model, not a curated record. Gene Ontology annotation, molecular function: metalloendopeptidase activity. Gene Ontology annotation, biological process: male gonad development; proteolysis. Bases 5162 to 7366 code for a protein of 734 amino acids. Lineage: Eukaryota; Metazoa; Chordata; Lepidosauria; Squamata; Anolidae.
AGAGUAAAAUACUAUAUAAAAUAAUAAUAAUAGAGAAAAAUAAUAAAUGCAAUAAUAAUGAGUAAAAUAAUGAAUACAAUUAUAAUAAUAGAGGAAAUAAUAAAUGUAAUAAUAAUAAUAAAUGUAACAACAACAAAAACAAUAAUCCAAUGAUCACCAUAGAUUAUUUUAACUACAGUAUACAUUUUGGGGAAAGUGCUAUGUGUAUUUAAAGAAGACAAAUGGGAAAGACUGACUUGGGAAGGGGGUGGGAAAGAAGGACUAGAAAUGAGAAAAACUGGGAAUGGGAAGGGGUGUUUGAAAAAGAAGGAAAAUUAGGUGGGAAGAAGGUAGCUGGAAAAGUUGGACAGAUUGGGGAGGGAAGGGGGCAGCUGAGGAAGGGGGAAAGAUUGAGGUGGGAAAGGGGCUGGAAACUGGGAUGGAAAGUGGAGAGAGAGGGGCUGGGGAAUGGAGAUAGUAAAGACUGGGAUAGGAAGGGGGAAACUAGAAAAAGGGAAGACGGGUGGGAAAGGCGUGCUGUGAAAGGGGGGGGGAACUGAGGUGGGAAGGGAGGAAGGGGAAUACUUGGGGAGGGAAAUUGCGGGUGGGGGUCCUUCUUUUGGCUCUUUGGAAGGGGCUGCUUGGGAGAGCCACCUGCCUGCUCUCCUUCCUCCUCCUCCUCCUUCUCCUCCCUGCUCCCUUCUCUUCCUCUCCCCCGUUCCCAGAAGAGAGACCUAGAAAGGAGGGGGGAAUAGAAGUGCAGAGGUGGCUGGUUGAUCACGGAAGGGGGCAUCUCCUCUGCACUUCCAUUCCCCUCUCUGCUUUCCAGGUCUCCCUUCUGGGGGGCAGGAGGGGGAGGAAGAGGAGGCGACCCCAGCCAGCUGGAGGAGGAGGAGGGUUGGCAGGAACAGCGGCCUUCGCAGCAUAGGAGACUCGCCUGGGAGAACCCUGUGCAACCUCUGCUGCUCAUUCUCCUCUUCCUCCAUGGUCUGCUGUCUUCGGAGCCUCACCUCCAGGCUCCGCUGCCAGCUUGACCCGAAUAUAAGCCAAGGGUGGAUUUUUCAGCCCCCAAAAAGGGCUGAAAAUCUCAGCCUAUAUUCAAGUAUAUAUGGUAAAUAAACUCAUACUCAGCAUAAAUUUUCUUAGGGCAUGAAGACAGCAGCUGAUUAUUGGGUUUCAGUGAGUUUUAUGGGUAGAAUGGCCAGAAGCAUUGAUGUUUCUCCCAUAUCAGAGGUUGUGAGGUCUGUUGGAAACUAGGCAAGUGAGGUUUAUAUAUCUGUGGAAUGCCCAGGCUGGGAGAAAGGACUCUUGUCUGUCUGAGGCAAGUGUGAAUGUUGCAAUUGGCCAGCUUGAUUAGCAUUGAAUAGCCUAGCAGCUUCAAAGUCUGGCUGCUUCCUGCCUGUGGAGAUCCUUUGUUAGGAGGUGGUAGCUGGCUCUGAUUAUUUCCUGUCUGGAAUUCCCCUGUUCUUGUUCUUUAUUUACUGUCCUGAUUUUAGAGUUUUUAAAUACUGGUAGCCAGAUUUUGUUCAUUUUCAUGGCUCCCUCCUUUCUUUUGAAAUUGUCCACAUGCUUGUGGAUUUCAAUGGCUUCACUGUGUAGUCUGACAUGAUGGCUGCUAGAGUGGUCCAGCAUUUUUUUGUUCUCAAAUAAUAUGCUCUGUCCAAGUUGGUUCAUUAAGUGCUCUGCCAUGGCGAACUUCUCUGGUUGAGUUAGUCUGCAGUGCCUUUCAUGUUUCUUGAUUCUUGUUUGUUGAAUUUUCUUAGUGGGUCUAUAGAUCGUUUGCAGGUUGUAUUUCUUCAUCACCUUCUCUAUAUGGUUAAUGGUGUUGUGGUUCAGCCUGCCACCGAUGAUGAACAGGGAUUAAGGGAUCGACAGUUCAUUCCUGGGACUGUGCAGUUGGUCUCUGAGAACAUUGUUGACUCAGAAGCCUAGGUGAACUCAGAAGUGGACGUUGGCAUGGGAAAGGAAGGGAGUGUGGAAAGUUCUCAGUCAAGCAAAGAUAAAGCUGACCUUAUACAGGAGUCUGGGAAUGGUCAACAGGGCUCGGAUGGGAGUGAGGGGGAGUUAGACAGAGAUGCUCAAUUGAAGUUGAGGUCAGGUCUCUGUCAUAGUGUGAGGAUAGCUGGCAGACGCAGACAAAUGAGGGUGCACGCCUUACGUCACCGCGCGAGAGAGCGCCCCUCUGCGCAUGCGCGGAAAGGUCUAAUUGCCUAUUUUGGGCAAUGGGACCCUUCCGCGCAUGUGCAGGUAAGGCACCCAAGCCGCCCAUCCGCGCGAGCGAUGGAAGCCCUGCGCACAGCAUGCCUUAUGUCAUCACGCGAGCAAGAGAGCAAGCGAGCGACCUCCCGCGCAUGCGCUGAAGGGUCCCAUCGGCCAUUUUGGGUGAUGGGACCCUUCCGCGCAUGUGCAGGGGUUCUGCCGAGGAAAAAGAGGUGGUGGUGGGCGAUGGCGGGGCCGCAGCGGCAGCGGCACCACGUUUUAACGGGGGCACCUCGAGUGCGCCCCCUGUUGGUGUGCGCCAGCAGCAGCCGCCUACGUUGCCUCACUGUUGGAUCGCCUCUGAACAGGGCUGUGAUGUCUUCUGGGUAAUUCUGGUAGAUUAGUGCAAUGGUGUCUGCUACUGGGACCUUGGUAAAUAGAGACACCACAUCGAAGCUGAUCAGUAUGUCACUGGUGUUGAGCUUGAGCUUGCUGAUUUUUUAAAUAAAGUGGGCUGAGUCCUUGAUGUAGUGCAUAGUGAGCCCAAUAUGGGUUUGUAGCUGUGCAGCCAGAUGUUUAGCCAAGUCGUAUGUGGGGGAUCCAAUGGCACUUUCGAUGGAUCUGAGUGGGGUGAAGUUCUUAUGGAUUUUGGGGAGUCCAUAAAGGCUAGGUGGGGGGGCUUCUGAUUUGUACAGUUGUUGGCAUAUAUUGAGAUUAAUCGAGGAGUUCUUGAUCAGAAUGUUCGCUUUUCUGGUGAUUGUGUUGGUUGGGUCUUGUUUUAGUUUUGUGCAUGUUGUGGGAUACAGGAAUUGUCUGGUCUUUUCUUUGUAUUGUUCAGUUUUCAUUAUUACUAUGGCAUUCCCCUUAUCUGCUGGGAGAAUGAUGAUUUCUGUAUCUGAAUUGAGGUCUUUCUUUCCUUGUUAUGUUGCUGGGGGAAAGUUUUGCCUUUCUCAGGAUCCUCGCUGUUUCCCCUCUAACUUCCCCCACUUCUUCCUCAGGGAGGCAGUAAGUCACUCAUUCGACGUUGGCAAUGAUGUUUUUUACUGGGAUCCUGAUGGUGGUAAUAGCAAAAUUGCCUCCUUUUGUUAGUAUGGAUACUUGGUCUUCUGAGAGUUGACUGUCUGUCAGGAUGAUGAUGGUCCUCGAUGUAUCCAGUUUUGGUUUUAGUUGAUGUUUUUGGCAUGAUUAUUGUUUUGAAAUACUUGGUACUACCUUUACUCCUUCACAAAUAAAUACUGACCACCCCAUCCCCAGAUUAAAGAAAUAUAUCAAACUGGCAAUGGUUGGUUCCAGAUGGGGAAAAGGUUCUAGCAAUGGCAGUAACAUAGAGAAGCUAGAGCAGGGAUGGGCAAAGUUUAGCCAUUGGCCACAGUCUACCACUGUGAGCUCCAAGAGCUGCCAGAGUGUCAAAAAUACAUAUAUAUUUUUUGCAAAACGUUUCUUCUUCUUCUUGCUCCAGAAUGCUGCCAAAUGGGACAUGGAGACAUUUCUUUCAUAUUUGGAAACAUCCUGAGACUCCAAGGGAUCAAAAGCAAAUUUCCAAAUGUUUUCAUGUUUGAAACCUUGAAAAGAAGAAGUCACAUAGUGAAAUGAUUAUGGGUAUUUUUUUUUCCUGGAAAGUUGCAGUCUUUUAGAUUCCCAUCUCUCUUGAAAUGUGGAUUUUCUGCCUUGAUAUUCUGGAUUAUAUGGCAGUGUUGAAGGGACCUGGCUUUUCACUUGGGACCAAGAGAUGAGUAUAUAAAUGCCUGCCAGGAGCUCUCUCUAGUAGAAGCUACUUGCUCUAUAGUAAAAAUUAAUGAAACAUUUUUAUACAAUGUUUCCUUUGUUGCAUCAUGGUAAUUUUUACUGACUUCUUUACACUGAUACUCAAAUUCUGAGCACACCUAUCUCCAGAGCCGGCCCUAGGUAUUUUUCAAGUAUAGGCAAACAGAAUUUUGGCGCCCCCCCAAAGCAAUCACUGAAAAAUAAAAGCGUUGGAUAAGCGAAAAUGUUGGUUAAUAAGGAAGUAUAAAGGAAAAGCCUAUAAAACAUCAAAUUACAUUAUGAUUUUAAAAAUUAAGCACCAAAACAUCAUGUUUUACAACAAAUCAAUAGAAAAAGCAGUUCAAUACAUGGUAAUGUUAUGUAGGAAUUACUAUAUUUGCAAAUUUAGCACUAAACAUUGAACAGGGAUAUAGGGCAGUGUGGACUUAGAUAACCCAGAUAGCCCUCAGUAUUAAAAAAAACCCUCUAAAAUCAGGACAAUAAAUAAAGAACAACACUCUGAAAACAGAAGAAAUCCAGACAGUAAACAAUCAGGGACAGCUAACUCCUCCCAAAAAAAGAUUCUCCCAGGCAAGAAGAAGCCAGGCCUUGAAGCCACAGGGCCAUUAAAUGCUAAUCAAGGUGAUUAAUUACAACAUUCACACCUGCUUCAAAGAAAAGUUCUUUCUCCCACCCUGGACCUUCUACAGAUAUAUAAACCCCACAUACCUAGCUUCCAAGUUCCUACAGACCUCACAAUCUCUGAAGGCCCCAAAGGUGGGCUUGCGUGGUGCGAAGGUGGGUCUGCGCUGGCCGGAAGGCCCAGCGCGGCCGCUGGAAGGCCCGAAAGAGAAGGAGGUGGAGAGUGGUGCCCUCCUCCCAGGACGAUGGUGCCCCCGGGACGAUGGCGCCUCAGGCAAAUGCCUAUUUCGCCUUAUGGUUGGACCGCCUCUGCCUAUCUCUUCGUCCCAUAGUCCACUAGACAACACAGGUGAGACCUGUUUCUGUCCCUAUCCAUCCACUGACAUAGUUUCCCCAUUGUUUCCAUCAUUGAUCUUACAAGCUCCGCCCCCAUUCCAAAUGAAAUCCCUCGGACUGUUGCUAUGCAUAGAACACUUCUCAAUUGCAUAUAUAACCUCCUUCCAAUCUUCCUUCUGGCAUAUCUGCAACUGCAGAAAGCUUCCCUGUCCUACAUAAAUAGGUAGAGUGAAACACUCUAGUGGCUUCAUUCCCAAGAAAAAUGGUGAAUAAUUCUUCCUGGCUGCUGCUUCUGAUCUUGUGGAAUCUUUUGAAUGAGACAGAAAAUCAUGAACCCCCAAAAGGUUUUAAGUAUGCUUUCUAUGAGGUGACCAUCCCAAGGAAAUUAAUGCCAAAGCAUGGACAAGAAGAAACCACAGAGGUCACUUAUCAUUGGCGCAUUGAGGGGAAGGGCUACAUAGUAAACCUGAGACAGAAGAGGGGCUUUCUGCCUAAAAACUUUCCAGUCUUAACCUACACAAAAGAUGGGAAUUUCCAGGUGGACUAUCCAUUUAUAAGAAGUGACUGUUUCUACCAGGGUUAUGUGGAGGACAACAUCCCUUCUCAGGUCAUCCUCAGUGCUUGCUCAGGGGCGUUUAGGGGCCUCUUUCAACUUGACAAUAGGACGUAUGAAACUGAACCUGUCCAGGCCUCUCCUACCUUUGAACAUGUGGUGUUUCGUCUGGAAGAGACUGAAAAUGCUGUCCGUAUGAAGUGUGGACUAACAGAAGAAGUGCAAAAACGCCAUGAGACCAUAAUGCAGAACACAGAACAUAGAAAGAAAGAGAAGGAAUUUGCUGUAGGAGUUAACUAUGGGCCGACAGCAGAAAAUCAAAGACAACAAGAGAUUAUGAUGCAAAAUAUAGAGAAUGGAGCUGCCAAAAGUGCUUCCUGGUGGACACACACUAGAUAUGUGAAAGCAGCCAUUGUGGUGGAACAUGAACGCUAUGUGCAGUUUGACAGAAAUGAAACUCUUGUUGCUCUACAAGUUCUGGAUAUUUUUCAUAUAGCAAAUUCAUUUUAUGAACCACUUUCUAUUCAAUUGUUUACAGUUGGACUGGAGAUUUGGUCAGAAAAGAAUCUCAUACAUGUUUCCGAUAAAAUGGAGAAAAUACUCAAUGCUUUCAAUGAUUGGCGGAAAGAUUCACUAAAUAAACAUCUUGAGAAUGAUGUUGCCCACUUAUUCGUAUAUAAACAUUUUGGAACUUUGCUUGGAUUAUCAUUUCUAGGAACAAUUUGUAACAGGCACUGGGCAUCUGCAGUCGUGUCCUAUACAUCCCCAAGAUUGCUAUUUGUUUCUAAUACCUUUGCCCAUGAGUUAGGACAUAAUCUUGGCAUGAGACAUGAUGAAAAAUACUGUUACUGUGGUCGAAGUGAUUGUAUUAUGGCUGCAUAUCACACAAGCAGUGAAAAGUUUAGCAAUUGCAGUUAUAGUGAUUAUUUUGAAAUUAGGAACUAUCGUUGUUUGUUAAUUCCCCCAGAUCCUGAUAACAUAUACAAACUGAGAUAUUGUGGAAACAAAGUUGUGGAAAAUGGAGAACAAUGUGACUGUGGCUCAAUAGCUGAAUGUGAGUUAGAUUCAUGUUGCCAGUCUAAUUGCAUGUUUCAUGCCAGGGCCACUUGUGCUUUUGGAAAGUGCUGUUCUAAAUGUCAGUAUCUUCCUGCCCAGUCUCUUUGCAGAGAGAAGACUGGUAUUUGUGAUCUUCCCGAGUAUUGCGAUGGGACCUCAGAGUUGUGUCCUGAAGAUGUUCAUGUACAAGAUGGUACCCUGUGUACAGAUGGAGCAUACUGCUAUUGUGGGAAUUGUACUACGAGGAAUACACAAUGCAAAAUGAUAUUUGGCAAGAAAGCAGUAACUGCCUCUGAGAAUUGCUUCAGAAAUAUAAAUGCUCAAGGUGAUCGUUUUGGCAACUGUGGUCUCAAACACGGGAUAUAUACGAAAUGUAGGCCUGAGCAUAGCCGGUGUGGUCGCAUUCUGUGUGAAAAUAUUCAUCAGUUGCCUUUUUUGGAGGAACACAACACCUUAAUUCAGACGGUCGUUAGUAAUAAGGAAUGCUGGAGUACAGACUACCACAGUGGAAUGGAGAAAUCUGAUAUGGGAGCUGUGAGAGAUGGCACUCCUUGUGGCACAGAUAUGAUGUGUAUUGAUGGGAAAUGUGUGAGUGUAUUUCUCUUGAAAUAUGACUGUGAUGUCACCAAGUGUCAUAAUCGGGGAAUAUGCAACAGUCUCAAAAAUUGUCAUUGUGAUUAUGGCUGGGCUCCUCCUGAAUGUCUAAAUGAAGGUCAUGGAGGUAGUAUUGAUAGUGGUCCCCCUCCAGGGAAACUGCAUGUCAGCAUUGUGGGCUCUGCUGUGGGAGGUGUGCUCCUAAUUUUCCUUAUUGCUGUUUUUAUUUAUCUUGCCCUGUUUAGAAGUGGAGAGCAAGAUUGAAACCCACAGAAUCACCAGUCAGGCACCCUACAAAUCAAUGACUCAUUGCUGCACAUAAAGGAAACCAUGUAAAAUGUAUUAUCAUGCAAAUUGAAAUUGUUGCAGAAAAUUUUGAUUCUGAAA